Messenger RNA from Chara braunii, 4622 nucleotides. The record is from the annotation of a GenBank genome assembly. NCBI's taxonomy places the organism in Eukaryota, Viridiplantae, Streptophyta, Charophyceae, Charales, Characeae.
UCUGACGAGGUAGGUUAACGCUAUAGAUACAGAGACUAGGAGGGGGUUAGUCGUAAGGAUGUACAGGGGUGGACAGAAUCAGCGAGGAGGGAUGGGAGGCUACGGGAACGCGGGCGGGGGCGACAACGGAUAUGGCGGGUACGCAGGCAAUAACGGGAACAACGUGGACACAGGUGGUAGUAUGGGUGGUAACUCGGGUGGAUACGGGGGAGGCGCCUCAGGUGGUAAUGGCGGAAUGGGGGGUAGACAGCCCCCUACGUGUUAUACGUGCGGAUAUGGUUCGACGUACGAGAUUAGGCUUCAACUAGAGGCGGGACUUGAGGAGAAGUGGAGACAGCAGACAAAGCAAGCGGUAGAAGCGGCCGCAGCGGCGAAGGCGAAAGUCGAGGAGGCGAAAGCUAGGGCGGAAGAAGCGCAUGCCAAGGCAGAGGAGGCACGGGCCAAUUUUGAGAGAGCGAGGAUCGAGAAGGUGAAGAUGAGUGCGCGCAAGACAAGAGACACGCCGGCGAGCUCAAGUAGGAAGAGAGGCAGGGAGUAUGAAUCGGACGAAGUGACUUCGGAAGAUACAGAAUCGGACGACGACACCACUGACUCGGACGAGGAACUGAGGAGAACGAUCGAACGUUUGAAGAUGGAGAAGAGAGCGAGGAAGUCGGGAAAGAGGGGAAGACCAAAGAAACGGGAAAAUAUGGCGAAUGAGAAGACACCCUAUAAGACUCCUGAUAAGAUUCAGUCCACGACGGAACGGGGAGAGUGUUCGAGAGGGAAGGCACGAGUUAGGCGCAAUCGUGAGGAUAUGGAAGAUGUUUUGAGGAAUACUAACGACAUUGGAUGUGGCUUCGGGGAGCCAGGGGAUGAGAGCAAUCAAUGUCGGGACUCACAGAGGAUGGGAGGGAUAAAGUUUAACAUACCGAGGGGCGACGGUGAGAUGCGGACGGAUGAACCAAAGACACCUAUGGAGAACGGCUACAAGGGUCUGGCGGCAAAAUGUUCCAGGGAGGGCAUUAUCGACAACUGUCUAUCGACACAGAAGAUCCUAUCUGCUAAGAAGGCAUCGAUGCUGCGUAAGGUGUGUCAGAGGAAAGGCAUCAGAUAUACGAGGAAACCGGAGAUCAUCGAUGUCCUGGCUAGGGAGCAAGUGAAACUUGCAUACGAAGGUUUUGCGGAGGCGGAAACGGAGCCAGGGGAGGAGGAGGGAGCGGAAGUGAAUCUGGGGGAUGAUAUGGCGGGACCUGAAAAGAAAGGGAAGGCUCGAAACAGGAGGAAAGGUAAGAGGGAGAGGAAGAGGCUGAAAACGGGACAGUGUGAGAGGGUGAAGUGCGUCGUGAGUUUCACGCACGAUGGAGGGUACGAACGGAGGGUAUCGUUGAAGACGUGGUUGGAGGAAGAAUGGAUGAAGAACACGAAGGGCGAGAGAAGGGUACAGUUCCACGGGGGAGAGAUAUGGUCGGACGGGUGGAGGGAGAUAAAGAGAAUUUUUGGGAUGACGAAGGUAAGGAUUAACGGCAAGGUGAAGAAAUUGUCCUCGAUCAAGGGGGAAUUGCAGCGGGGAACGACGGCAGUAUUCAUUGGGAUCACUAAGACCACAACGACAACGGCUACGUAUAUGCAAGAACUAAGAUGGAUGCUAAAGAAACCGGUUUUAUUCAAGAAAAUGGUGAGUUAUACCACCAACCAGCUGGUGGGAAUGUUCCGGGUUGCAGGCUUCUUUAAGGGGAAGAAGGCCAAGAACGAUUUGAGACUGAAGAUUGACAAAGCCGUGAAGAAGAAGACCGGGGUGGGUAUACGGAAGAGGGUGCAGGUGAAGAUCACGUAUGACAGACAGCUAGUGAAGAGGGAGAUAAGACAGGCGACAGAGUGUGUGGUGGGUAGAAAGGUGAAGGAUGCAGCCGUCGCUAAUCAGAUCAAAGAAAGGGUACGGGUGACUUGGAAACAGAACAUGACGGUGGGGGAGAUUAUGCAUAAUCACCGGAAACAUGCACACGCUGGGGAACAGUUCUGCACAUGCAGGACAGCUGGUCUUCCUACCAUAGAUGGGCACGUGCUCACUCGGUUUUCCGAUUUGGAGGAUAUACCAGUUUUUAUGAAAAAUAGCAAAAAUGUGACAUGCAGGUCGAGGGGUGACGCCACUCAGGCGGUCGUGCAAGCUAUCGUCGAGGGGACGAAUCAUCUGGGAGGGAAGAUGGAGGAUGUCGACAUACCAGCCAGCGGUUUCAAGAGUAAGGAAGAGAUGGGGGCACGUGGGCAGGACAGGUGGGAUGAAGAGCAGGUGGCGAAGUGGUGUAUGAGAUUCAAGGGGCUGGUACUUGCCCCGGUGGACCGCAAUCAGGGCGAUACGACAGUUGUCUGCCCUGUUAUUUAUCGACACGCCUUUGGUAAGAUUUUCGCGUGGAACCGUGACUACGAAGAUGUACGAGAAAAGGAGCAGGACAUCCUGCUGAGAGCGAGGAGCGUUUUUGAGCAAGCCAACCUGCAUAAGAUCGCCGCGUGGAAGAUGGACGGGCGAACUGGACGGGCAUAUAUCAUUCCGAAGGAUAAGGACCUUGGCAGAUGGAGACCGAUAGCUCCGGCCACAGGUGACCCGACAGGGACGGCGCAGCGCAAGGUGGCUAGGGCGCUGCACUACCUUAUGAAGCUGUUCCCGAAGGAGCAGACUUUUUACCUCAAUCCGAUUCAGGAGCUACCUGCAAAGCUGGAGACGGUGCAGAAGAGAUUGACAGAGAUCGGAUGUACCGGGGCGGAGGGAAGAUGUUACGACAUCAAAGACAUGUUUACUAAGAUACCGCAUGAUGCGGUUCGGCGGGCGGUUAAGGUGUCCAGGAGAGGUAGAAUGUGUACGCUGCACAAGACAUGCACGGCGACGGAUGGCUAUAUGGGCAUCCGCUUCGAGAGUGUUUUUGCGAUGGUUCAGUACGAUCUCAGCAAUGCAUAUGUCGGUUGCGGACAGGUGAUGAGGAGACAGAUAUCCGGAAUCCCUAUGGGGAAAUGUACGAGCCCGUUCCGGGCCACGAUUACUUGUGCGAUGGCAGAGUUCAAUAUGCUGAAGGGGCUAGGCGUGGAUCGAAAGUUGGUUGGCGGAUGGAGGAUCGUAGAUGACAUCACGGUGGUGGUGGGCAGGCAGGCAACAGAGAGGAGUUCGAAUGAAGAGGUUCUCGGGAGGAUAGAGACCAGCCACGAUGAGAACCUGACUCUGGUCAGAAAGGACGGAGGGAAGGACUGGUGGCAGUUUCUAGGCGGAUCCUUCUACCUGCUGCAACAGCCAGUGAGACUGAUGUUCGUCCAGGGGAUGAUGAACAUGGUGGUACUAAGGGAGACUGCCAACAUAAAGUAUCAGACGAUGCAAGACUAUGCAUCGAGGGGCUUAGCAGGGGGAGAGGGAAGGCUUCUUCUUGGUUUCUCUUUCGCCAUGUCGUAUCUCAGAGACACUGAUGACGAAUAUUCGGUCGAGGUUGAUGAUGAGGAAGAAAACGAAGACGAGGAUGGAGACGUUGAGGUUGGUGACGUUCUGGAGCUCGUCGCCGCCGGCCGAGUCAGCACGCUUGCCAAGAAGAAGGGCGUCUAUGACACACCGGGUCUUCGCGAUAAGCUGGAGGAUCUCGCCUGGCCGUCCGAUCUGGACAAGAUCCAGACGCUGACGUGGACUUAUGGCGAUGCCGGCGAUGCCGGCGAUGUGGCCAUUGAGAAGGUUGACGUCAACGACGAUCUUGCUAGGGAAAUGGGCUUUUACACCCAGGCCAUCAGCUGCGUCAAGCAGGCGUACCGCCUCUUCGAGGCCCGGAAGAUCCCUUUUUCCCGUCCUAACGAUUAUUACGCGGAGAUGGUGAAAUCGGAUGCGCACAUGUUGAAGGUGAAGGACAAGCUGUUGUACGAAAAGCAGGUGAUGGAGGAGAAGGAGGAGAGGAGGAAGCAGAGAGAAGCGAAGAGAUAUGGAAAAGAAGUGCAGGCGGAGAAGCUCAAGGAGAAGGCCAAGCAGAAGAAACAGGCCAUCGACAGCAUCAAACAUAUGAAGAAGACUAGGAAAGGCGAUGGCGAUAGCCGCGGCGGCGGCGGCGGCGGCGACGACGGCGACGAGUUCGAUAUCGGGUUGGAGGAUGACGCGGAAAAUGGCCGGGGGGAGAAGACGACGGGGGGGGGGCGGGGAAAAGGCGGGGGAAUGGUGGCUGGCAAAAUUGGAAAUAGGGUUUACGAGGAGCACAAGGUGAGCAAGAAAAGGGAGGCAAAGAAUGAGAGGUUUGGCUAUGGCGGGAAGAAGAAGCAGAGGAAGCAGAACGAUGGAGAGUCAGCAGCGGAUAUGGAUGGUUUUAGGGGAGGGUUUAAGGAUCGCGAGAUGAUGAGAGAAGAUAGGAUGGGAGGUAGAAUGGGUGGCGGUCGUGGAGGCAGAGGAGGUAGAGGAGGAGGGAGAGGAGGGAGAGGAGGAGGGAGAGGAGGAGGGAGAGCUGGUGCGCCUGUUGGGCUCAGAAAACUUACGGCGAAGGGGACGAAAAAAAGACCCGGCAAAGCUAUGAGGAUGAAGUUGAAAUCCCGCAAUUUUUAAUGUUAAUCGCUCUCUUUUUUCCCCCUUCCUUUUUACCCACUCUUCAUCGAUUCCUCCCCCCCCCCCCCUACGAGAUCUGGCGGGCGAU